AUGAGUGUGUCUGACUCAGAGCAGUCACAACAAAACUCGCAGGAAGUAUCAGGUGCACCACAGAAGGGGGGAGUUGCUGGAGACGCACAAGCGCUUCAACCCAACACACAGCAGAGAUACACAACAGAGGAAAUAGUGCAAUACCUUACACGACUUUUUUACAUCAAACGGAUUGUAUCAGAAGGUGAUUUCAGACUAAUAGUUACAACAAAAGGGGAUGGAACCACACCCCCGCCUUCUGUGUUGAGAGAACUCAAUCAAUCGAUCCAAGCCUACGGGCUGGAGGUUAGAAGGUCAAUUAAUCAAGACAGUGGAGAUAUUGUGUUGUGCCUUAUCGGGACGUUGUCUGAUGAAAUUACGUGUUCGGCGUGCAUCUUUGACCAAGCGCAACAAAAGUUAAAGACUGAGAUAUUUGAUACAAUAGCAAAUAAUUCCUUUUCACUGUCGGUGAGCGCAAUUGAUAAAGAACUUCAACCAAUUUUUCAGAGACUUGUUGAGUUGGGGUAUUUGACUGUUGUUGGGAGCCAAGUCACAUUUGGUCCACUCAUGCUCGUCUCUGAAUUGAAUCAAUACGAAUUACCUGUGUGUGACAUGUGUAGCAUUCCAGGCUCUGUGGUUUGUUUUAGUUCUAUUUCAAUUCGAUUACCAAAGAAACGAAAAUGA
This is a messenger RNA of Entamoeba invadens IP1, 663 nucleotides long. RefSeq lists its product as hypothetical. The record is from RefSeq and is a predicted model, not a curated record. The transcript has a single exon. Lineage: Eukaryota; Evosea; Mastigamoebida; Endamoebidae. The coding region runs from base 1 to 663 and encodes 220 amino acids.